ACAGUUUCACAGAUUCUUUGACAAUGAGUGUGCUUUAUAUAUUAGUAAUAACCAACGACUGCAGAUGGCUUAAAUCUAAAGGCAAGUCCCUGGAACUUUCAUCUCUGCAGCCCAUGCAAGAAUGCAUUAGAUAAAAUUAACAUCUUUCUAAUUUUUAUUGUGAUUUAAAUGCAAAUAAGUAUCUUGCAUGCAGAAACUCCCCCCUCCCGACACACACCCCAUGCUCGCUCUCAUCAGCUGUAUCAAGUGACUGCCUUAGACAACACUACAGCCUGGUCCGCGGAAGCAGCUGGGGGUUUCGACCAAGCUGGGCUCAGAAGCCAGUUGUUGGCGCUGUCCGUGGUGCUGAGGAAUUCCCGGCUGCCGGCAGGAUGAGCUCCGAAUCAGCAGUCUGCAAACUGCUCACAGCGAUGCCAAACCCCAGUUAAAGUUGCGCCUUUGCUUCACAUCCACAGUUAGAAUCUUCUGGUGUGUGAGGAGGGAUUCAGUCAACAUACUGUGGACGAUGCUGAUGCUUCUGCUGGUGGAGUGGGCUUUAAGCUUCAGUAUGCUGUUUCUGUUUGUGAUCCUCAGAGCCUAGCCAAGUCACCUCUACUGCCGUAGCAAACACUGUGGUGGGAGACUGCUUCUUGGCUGUGUUUUGAAAUGGGAAAUAGAGAGGAUGGAUUGCCUUUAAUUCAUGCCUGAAAAUGCAUUCUUUGGGUGACUAAAGAGGACCGGCUUACCUAAGAGAUACCUGACCUUUAAGUUCAGAUUGGUCUGUGACCCCCAGCACCACCGUUAACCUCAGAGUGACUAGCCCACCCCUCUUGCAUUCCCAUGGAAGGAGCUGAGUGUGUUUAAUAUUAGGAGAACAUCCAGAAGUCUGUGAGGAGGGGGAUGGCUCUUCAUAUUCAUGAAGCUUGCAUACUUCUAUUGGUCAUCCCUGGAUUGGUCACCUCUGCUGCCAUCAGUCACGAAGACUAUCCUGCUGAUGAAGGUGACCAGGCUUCCAGUAAUGACAAUCUGAUCUUUGAUGACUAUCGAGGGAAAGGGUGUGUGGAUGACAGCGGCUUUGUAUACAAGUUGGGAGAACGGUUUUUCCCGGGGCAUUCCAACUGUCCGUGUGUCUGUGCCCUAGAUGGACCUGUCUGUGACCAGCCAGAAUGCCCUAAAAUUCAUCCGAAAUGUACAAAGGUGGAACACAAUGGAUGCUGUCCCGAAUGUAAAGAAGUGAAAAACUUUUGUGAAUAUCAUGGGAAAAAUUACAAAAUCUUGGAGGAAUUUAAGCCCUCUCCAUGUGAAUGGUGUCGCUGUGAGCCCAGCAAUGAAGUUCACUGUGUUGUAGCAGACUGCGCAGUUCCUGAGUGUGUCAACCCAAUCUAUGAACCAGAGCAAUGUUGUCCUGUCUGCAAAAAUGGUCCAAACUGCUUUGCAGGAACUACAAUAAUUCCAGCUGGCAUUGAAGUGAAAGUGGACGACUGUAACAUCUGUCACUGUCACAACGGGGACUGGUGGAAACCUGCUCAGUGUUCAAAGCGCGAAUGCCAAGGCAAGCAGACUGUGUAGGGUAGAUUCCCGACCAGUGACUUGUUCUAGGAGGGGAUGCUAUGGCUUCUACACUGCACAUGUAUCGCGCUCAACAGAAUGAGCAAACCAACCCCUGCCAGCUACAACAGGGUCACCAGCAAAACCUUCUGGGGUUGACAAAAGUGAAUAUUUUACGAAGAGGAAAUCUCUCUCUCUUUCUCUUGCUAUAUAAAAUAUACAUAGCAUAUAGCUAUCUACACCACUUUUGUAAUUGCCAAUGCUUGAUGGUAACUAGACAACCAAGCUUUCUUGGACAAGAAAGAAAGAAAACAGCCUUGGACAGGCUCCUUCCCAGGUGAUGUCUCUGACCUGCCGCCUCACAUCCCUUGAUUUACUCCAUCUUUCCUCUGAUGUGCACCCUACAUUUCUCUAUUGUAUGUUUUCUACCUUUGGAAUCUAAAGGGGUCAGAUUGGACUACAUGGUAAAGUUUUGUGUUUUCAUGAGAAGUGUUUGAUAAAGAAACUUUGUGGGAAAAUAUCCUUCCAGAGGGGGAAGAUUGAAGAGUAUCCAAGUCUUGGCUCUCUUGGGGGUAGUUAUGUUUGUAGGCUAACAAAUAGAAAGGUAAACUGGGCCCUCUGACAAUCAGGUAAGGAAUGGGUAUUUUGACCAAUAUGUUGGGGCUCACUGUUGAUUCUUACAGACCACGCAUUUUACACAUAAAAUUUUGAAACUGCCUAUCAGAACCAAGUAGGUGAGCGAGAACACCAUGUGUUGACCCAAGAACCCACAGAGACAGGUAUUUAAAACUGUAGCAUUUAAUCAUCGGACUUCUUCAUGAUGCCAGCCUUGAGUCUGGUUUAUAAUUAAACACACAGCAAAGCCCACCUUGUCAUCGGGCGAUAUAAAUACCAGAACCAGGGUGAGUAGCCCCACUGUGAAUCAAUCUUUCUAAACAUUUCUGACUUUCAAGUACCAGUUUGGCUGAAAGCCACAGCAGUUUUUAUGGUUCAGGACUGUGUUUUCCAUGUUACAGUAACAACCACUCAGCCCUAAAUCUAAAAUCCAGAUUCAGGACACUCUUUCCACCUUAAGUGCUGAUGUAAAUUAAAGAUUAGGGUAGAGUGAGUCUUGCACAAUACAAUUUCAUUAGUUGAACAUUUUUUUAAUGUAUAUAUAAUAGAUACUAAACGAUUAAAGAGAACUUUUGAAGCGUCUCAAGGUUGCCCUGGUAAUGCUGCUAGUCUAAUAAUGGAAAAUAUUAAUAAUAAAAGAAAUACACAGGGUAUCUGAUGCCACCUCUAGUCAAGUGCAAAAUUCCCAGCUCUGAGACCACAUGGCCUAGUUCACUCUCUGUCCUAAAAACCUUGGUGCAGAUUUGAUAAGAUCCUUAGGAAACUUCAAAGUUUUCUUCAUCUCCAGUUGUCUUUCUUUUUCCUGUUUUCGGCUCCCACCCGUAAUAUACACUUCAUGUGGCUUCUGUGAAGGAUCGCAUUGCAUAGAAAGAUAUCUCAGUGUCAGUUUCUGAUAUUUGGGGCUAGAUUGGUAGGGAGUGUGCUGCCCGCUCUUAUGAUACUAAGCGACAUUCUUAGAUUUCAUGCCCUAGGUAGCAGGAAUACCCAACUAGUUAUAUCAACCAAAUGUCCCCAGACAUAGCCUAAAGUCAUCAACGGGUGUGGCUAGGGAACAAAAUGUCACCUGGCUAAGGAGCUGUGUCAUGCAGCUAUAUCAUGUGUGCCAUAUAAUGAUCUGGGCAGCUUCGACUGCCCACAUAUGGCUUUGUUGAGCCCUUGAGCCCUUUGGAUCAUGCACAAACAGUAACUCCAAGGGUCAGUCUCCUCCCUGUCAAGUGGUGUUUCUAACACCCACUCUCCGGACACCAGUUUCUUUAGUCUCAUAAAUUAGUUUUCUCAUUCAAAAUUGUCAGCCUCUCCUUCCUGGAAGCACUGCCUGUCAUCAAGAAAGAGUUGUCAUUUCCAAAAUUAAUGUGCUGACGAGCCAGACCUGACACUUUUUACACACAGUGUGCUUGUGUUAUGAUACAAAUAACCAUCCUGGUGCCAUCCGAGGAAGAACACCCAGCCGCCUUCCUUUAGAACACCAAUUUGCUGCGAGGUUGGUGCCUUUCAGUUCCCACUAUGGAUACAUCAUAGAGACAGCCAUGAAUCAUUCAUGAGCAAUUCUGCAUGAUUUAUGCCUACACUCAAAAGCAAAGGCACUCCAUACUUCAGUCCAUGUCUAGACAGAGUUGUACUAUACAGUUUUCUUUGCCCUGAGGUUGCCUAAUGCCAGUUCCAAAAACUCACAUUCUUGGAAAGAAAUAAUAAUAUUAAUUAUUAUUAUAAUAAAUGACAGGAAUAAGGUUUAAAACUGAGAAAAAUAUCGCUACUAGAGAGAGCCAUGUAGCCUAGACCCUUCUCUAUUAUUAAGGAGCUACUACGUCCUUGUUAGAGAUGGGAUGUGCAGCUUGGAAGGGAAGAUACAGAGAUUUUGCAUCAAAGUCUGAGCCCACUGACAUUCCCAGCAAGGAUUCGGUAGGCUAGAGUGUAACAACCAUCAAGACUCUUCAGACAGUUCGCAGCUGCCAGCGGAUCAAUAGUGGCCUCUGUGACAAACUUGAGAAGGGGAUUUUUAUCAUUGUUUGUGUCAGGUUUGGGCUUGGUUUCUUUUGUGUGUUUGUUAUGUUCUUUUGGUUGUUCAGUUUCACUACAGCAUGUCCUUUAUCACUCCGAAGCACCAAUGUUUUCCCACCUUUAGGAAGAGACAAAGCAGAAUUUCUGUGGCAGGAUUUCUCAUAAAUGGAUAAACAUUCAACAAUUUCCUACUACCAGGUCACUGAGAAAUUCUUUCCAAGCUCAGACAUCAGAGUUCUUCUGAUCUAACCAUUUUAUUAUUGUUGUUUCUUUUUAAGGCUUUGAUUGCAGCCACAGUUACCUCUGUUACCAUUUCUCCUCUGCCUUUGGCUCUCGGCUUUAAAUUCAACUAUGUUUAAAUAAGGGAUCAGUAUCUGGUUUGUCAGCUAAUGCCUGUUAAACUGAUUCAGUUUCUAAAACCUUUGAAAAAUGGUGUGCCUGAAAACUAGUGAGAGAGAGAGACAAAACAAAACAAAAAAACCACUAAAUACUAAACUGUACAAAAAGGGAUUCUAGCAACAAUAUUUGAUGUGUAAAAGAAUAUAUUAUUAAAAAAUUAUUUUGUUAAAUAUAAAGUGUGUUAACCAGUGAACAUUGUUUGUGGUAUAUGUUACUUCCCAGGUUUCUCCUUUCUCUACCCCUUAGUCAAUACUUUGGUAUUGACCUGUGUGCAUUUUUCAUUUUUCAAAAUAUGAGGCUGAUCUGGGGUGUGUCAGAAAUCGAGACUCAAAUAAACUGCAAGUGAGGGUUCUUUAAAUGGUAGGGACAAACCUUCUCUCUCUCUCCACACUUACUCAGCGCUACAGUGUGUGAGUGCUCAGGAAUGCCACACACACUGCUGGCCUCAAAGACUGCAGCCUCAUGGUCAGUCUUCAAACAGCCCUAUGAGGAAGGAAUCUUGCCUGUGUUUUACUACAGAGAACACCAAAAUGCAAAGAGACUAGUGCUUUGGCUGGUUUGCUUGACAUCAUGAUAUGGAAAGUGGCCAUGCAGAAAUGGAUUAUAAAAAUUUUCAAAUAGUCAAUAAAAUAGUAUGAGGGUCCUCUACUUCCUCAUUGUCCCAAUCCAGUAGUUACUAAGAUUUUGCAGAAUAGCGAACCUACUAAUUUCUAUCCAUGAUAUCGAGCAUAUACCCAUUCAUCUCUGAAAUAACAUAAUCAUCUUUUUUAAAGGUGGUAUUUUCUUACAAAACUGUAUUGUUAUAUUAUCAAGCCCAGCAAAAUUAGUAACCUUAGGACUAUCCAAUAUGCAGUCCAUAUUAAAAAAGAUUUAAAAAAAAACAUGUAAGAAGAAAAUGUGUUUUUAUAAUCCAAAAUGGUCUUAUAUUUGGUUGAUGUGCCUUUUAAAUCUGAAAUACAGAUUUAAACCUUGCCAGCCACAGCUAAAAAACUCUGACAAGACCCCUGCGUCUGUUGUUAUUUGAAAAUUUUUACUGAGAAUAUUAUUCUUUCAAUACCCAUGUUCGACUUCACCAAUUGACUUUCAAGAAGCAACAGAAUCAGGUCCAGAGUAAACAUUACUGCUGGCAUCCAGUACCCAGAGCACGUACCUCUUUGUCUUCUUUGUACACAAACCCUCUACAGGAGUCGUAAUGAAAUGUUAUUGUCAUGCUCCUUGAGACAAACCCACUGCCUAAUGCAAAGUUAUGUGAACAAUAUUAUAUUAUUAUAACUACCAUCACUUUCUACAUUACUAGAGAAUGGGGGGAAAUACCCACUCAGAAAACAUCAGCAUUGUGUCCCUAAGCACAUAAAGACACAUCUGUAUCCUACCAAGGUUUUCAUAAAACAAAAUUAGACUUCCUUGCAUACAUUGAACUUUCUAGUCCCUGAGUCCUCAAAGUUUCAUACAGCAGACCCUUGAGAAGCAGAGAACUAUGAACCAAGGCUCAGGUCUGUCGAUGCCAUUUGAAGAUGUGUGUUGAGAAUAGUACUCUUCGUUUAAAAAGUAUCGUCAUGAUUUUGAAAGGCAAAAUGUUAUCGCUGACUCGUCAAACUCACCUGUGCUUGCUGACCGCAUUUUUUUAUAUGCAUCAGAUUGACACCCAAAACAUCCUGUUUUGGGAUCCUGAGGCUCCACGAUCAAGGUUAUGCACCGAGAAGACAGACUAUUUAUAAAAGUUAAGUAAGUUGAACUGGGGGAUAGGGAAAAGCUCCAGGAGUAAAGUGUUUGCCACAUACACAGGAGUCCUGGGCUCAGAUCCCCAUCACUCAGGUAAGAACCUGGGCAUGGCAGCCCUGAGGAUGGGAAGUGAAACAGGAGAAGCGCCAGGGUUUGUGGGCUGACUGGUCUAACCUGAUAAAACCAGAUGCAAUAAACAGGGGACAAUAAGGAAAAAACCUGAAUUGACUUAUAGACACAACCUACACAUGGACUGAAAUCCAGUGUGUCUCCACACAAGCACACAUGCAUAGGCCCACCCCUCCUCUCCUCUUCCUACGUGAACUCCUUAGAAUUUCUACCGCUGAAUUUUAAAGGUUCCAUUUACUUUCUAUUACAAAUGCUUUCAGUAGUGGCUAUGACAUGAGUUUUGUUUUGAUUUUUUUUUCUUAUUCUUUCCAUUUCAAAUGCUAAAUAUCUCCCAUACCCCCACUACAAAUAGGCUUUGAGUAGACUCACUUUCAAACAGCUACCCUAUUACAAUUAAUUUAAAGCUGAAAAGUAUUCCAAUAAAAGACCCUUUUUUUUUCUCCAAGUAAAUGAACACAUACAGUAACAGGAGUAGGAGGAACUAGAAUAUAAGACUCAGCUGCUAUUACUUGAGUUUCUUGGUGUGUCAGACACGGUAUUAGAUGCCAUACAUAAGACAGUGACUUCUGUCACCCUCACGACUAUAAUGAAAUUAUUGACUGAAUCGCCAUUUUGCAGACUCUAACACAGAAGCCAGAGAACAUUUGGUUUUCCUGGGCUUACAUGUCUAAGCAGAACUGUCUUCAUAGCACAGAGUUGAAAGCACUGAGUAGAAGAGUCCAACGAAGUAGUUUAAAUUAAAACCUGGAAGGUCCUAUUGGAGAUCAUCUGCCAUCAUUAAGUGAUACUGGAUUUUGAUACUGUACCUUAGGUAUGACUUAUGUAUAUAUUUAGGGGAAAGGAAUGGUAUGUUUUGGGAGUGACAAGCAAUUAGAUAUGAUUCAAGUAUGAGGCUACAGAUGCAGGCAUGUACUAAAAGAUGCAUCUGGGAAGAAAAACUCAAUUGUCGAGACCUGGAAAACCAUACUAAGAAAACUGAACCUGCCUUUUAUUGGCUUUGCAGAUUCAUUGUAAUAAUAAGAGAAAGAAGGUGGCAUGGUUAUAUUCAUAUCUCACAGACAAUUGUGACAGCAGAGUGAAGAAUGGAUUGGAGACCAAAGAGGUGGGGACACUAAUGGUAGACAAUUACAGAAGCCUGGUAAAGAAAUAACAAGAAUCCAAUUUAGUGUGAGUGAGACUCAAACACAUCAGUUAGGACAACAGUACUUCACUGAGGCUCCAAUAAGAUGUCAGUCACAUCACUGGCUCAUGACAUUAGAAGGAUGGUAUUUCCAAUGACAACAACCAAUAAUGUGAAGCCUAUAGUUUACUUGGUGUGGCACCUGAUAUCAUGUUAGGACACUAUGCCAAAGUUGCUAGUAACAUAUUAGUACUUCAGAGUCCAGUACAGAUGUAUCUGUCUCCCAGACACCACACCUGUUUGCCAACCUACUUUUAUCUUGACUCGAGCAAUUGCAACUUGAAUAGCCAACAUCACUACUGAUCAGAUGGACUUUUAUGUAUGUAUUUUUGAAAAGAGUCUGUAUUUGGAAGGUAAGACGAAAACAAUUCUUUAAUUGUUUUUUUCUUUUUGCAAAUGUUAAGCUCUUAUUACAAUAUAUCUGCAUACUGUGAAAUAAAAGUACCCAUAGCUUCUAUCCCUUACCCUGACAUGAACCCCUUUAAAUAAAUAGACAGACUAAUAAGAGAAUUACUUAGAUAUCCACUGUGGCCAUCUGGGUUUGGUUUUCUAUGGAACAUAUAGGGGUAAUGGGGUAGUUAGAUCCCAAGAAAACCUUUUAAUAUGAGGUCUCUGAAAUAUCUAACUUUCUACAUGUACACAGAAUAUGCAUGCAUGUGAGCACACAAACACACACACACAAACACAAACACACACACACA
Messenger RNA from Mus musculus (house mouse), 8271 nucleotides. It is a transcript of the gene Vwc2l, whose product is annotated as von Willebrand factor C domain-containing protein 2-like. NCBI's taxonomy places the organism in Eukaryota, Metazoa, Chordata, Mammalia, Rodentia, Muridae. The record is from RefSeq and is a predicted model, not a curated record. The transcript is spliced from 5 exons. Gene Ontology annotation, cellular component: synapse; extracellular region. The coding region runs from base 880 to 1548 and encodes 222 amino acids.